AUGUUUUCCUUAUUUGCAAUUCUUUUUUAUGGAGCAUUAGGCAUACAAUUUACAUUCCCUUUAAAAGCAAAGGAAUUGAAAUGCUUUGGGGAAAUUAUUGGAUAAAAUAGUCUGGUUGUUGGUUCUAUUUAGGCUAAUUCAAGUGAAUAUUCAUUGAAAAUACAUGUAUGACCAAUAAUCCUUAACACUAAGGUGCCAUAAAAAAAGUUUGAUAGCAUUUUACAGUAUGCUCAUAGUUUGGAAUUGCAAAAGUUUUCAUUCACUACUAAUAGCACCUAAGAAAAUUAUUAAUUUUGCAUACAUAACUUAGCAAAUUUUGGACUUAAUGUUAACUUUAAUUUAGCCACAGGAAUGGAUGCUUAAGAUUUUUCAUUAGUGGCUUAGAAGGAAGAUUUAAAACCAAUUGAGAUACAUCUGAAGAAAUUGAAUGGUUUAAUAAAUUCAGUCGAAGUAAAGAUAUGAUUGAUAUCAAUUGUAGCAAGAAUAAAAAGAGAUUGAAGAAAGAUAAGCCACAAGAUAUUCUAACGUUAGCAAUAUUUCAUAUAAAAUUAUAAUUUUUAGUGUGGUCACUUUGAUACUGAUGGUCUUAACAAAUUUUGUUUAAGCUCGUAAAUUGAAGAGUUUCUUCAAAUCAAAAAAGUUCAUUUGA
Molecule: messenger RNA, 649 nt
Organism: Paramecium octaurelia
Lineage: Eukaryota; Ciliophora; Oligohymenophorea; Peniculida; Parameciidae
Source: the annotation of a GenBank genome assembly